Rattus norvegicus (Norway rat) is the source of this 15515-nucleotide messenger RNA. It is a transcript of the gene Adar, whose product is annotated as adenosine deaminase, RNA-specific. The record is from RefSeq and is a predicted model, not a curated record. NCBI's taxonomy places the organism in Eukaryota, Metazoa, Chordata, Mammalia, Rodentia, Muridae. Gene Ontology annotation, molecular function: RNA binding; double-stranded RNA adenosine deaminase activity; adenosine deaminase activity. Gene Ontology annotation, cellular component: nuclear lumen; cytoplasm; nucleus. Gene Ontology annotation, biological process: RNA processing.
UGUGCUGGGAGUUAAAUCUGGGUCCUCUGGAAGGAGAGCAGACAGUGUUCUCAAUCACUCAGCCAUUUCUUAGCCCUUAUCUAGUUAAUUUUAAAAAGAAAAUUAUAAUACAAGGGGCUAGAGAGAAGGCUCUGCCCUUGAGAGCACUAGUUGCACUUCAAAGGGUGUGAGUUCAGACAGCAACUGUGGUGGUUUGAAUAUGCUUGGCCCAGGGAGCGGCACUAUUAGGAGGUGUGGCCUUGUUGGAGGAAGUGUCGGGGUUGGGAUGGGCUUUGAGACUCUCCUCUGAGUUUCCUGAAAGUCAGUCUUCUCCUGUUUGCCUUUGGAACAAGAUGUAGAACUCUCAGCUCCUCCUGCACCAUUCCUGCCUGGAUGCUGCCAUGCUCCUGCCCUGAUGAUAAUGGACUGAACCUCUGAACCUGUAAGCCAGCACCAAUGAAAUGUUGUCCUUAUAAGAGUUGCCCAGUUCAUGGGAUCUGUUCACAGCAGAAAAACCACAACUAAGACAGAAGCAUACAUGAUGGGCAGCUUAUGACCAUCUAGUGCUCCAGCUUCAGAAAUCCAGUGUCCUCUUCUAACCUCUGCAGGCACUGGUAGCCCCCCCCCCCCUCUGUGAGUGGAUGUGGGUGUGUCAUACACAUGUGCAAUUAGAAAUAAACCACUCUUUAAGCAUGUUAACUGAAGGUCUGUGUGUUCAAUUAUGCUGUUAUUGCUGUGCUGUGAAACUGGUCUCCAGUACGAAUGCUCCUGGCUUAUGCUGGGCUGGCUUGUGUGCCUCUUUGACUUCUUUAUGUUUGCAAAGAGCAUACACAUCAAUAGGAACGUAUUUCACACUUUGGUCUUUGUGCAGCCAUGUGCAGUUUAUACUCAGACAGUACCCAGCCACACUGUCCGAGUGACACAAAGGGCUUUUCACAGCUUCGCUGUCUGCCAAGCCAUGGUCAGCACGUAGCACAGCACAUGCACUCUCUCCUUUUUAGUUGGUGGUGGAUGAACUGGGAUGCAGCCCUAUUGGAAGUCAAGGGUCAUUCAUACAGCUCGUUAUUUUAGUAUUCUUAGCAUUUCAGAAAUUGCUGCAGGAAGUUCUGUUUACGCGCUUAACUGGGCACUGGUUUAGUGCACAGCCUUUUGUGUGUAGGCAGGAUGAUCUGUUCAGCCUCUGCCCAUCCUUCUCACAUGCUCUCUAAAAUUCUAUUCUGAGACGAUGUAUAUGCUUGUACGUACAGAUUUUAUGUGACUCACCCUGUAUUGUAACAGAAAAUAAACGCAUUUAAUUAGUAGCUAAAUCAAGAAAUAAAACAUUCCUACUGGAAAGUCAUCGAAGCCUAUUUCCAGUCACCACUCCUGAGUACAACUGCAGCUGUCAUGUCCUUCACUACAGAUUCCUUCUAAACUCCCAGCAAAUGGAAUUAUGGAGUGUGUAUUUUUAUUGUUUCUGGGUUUUGUCUGCUUCUUGUUUUGUUUUUUGAGACAGUCUGAUAUAGCACAGGGUAACCUUGGAUUUGUUAUAUAGCUGAUGAUGACCUUAAACAUCUGACUGUCCUGUCUCAAUCUCCUAAUUGGUGGGAUUGUAUGAGCAUUUUCCUACCACACCCAGCUUACAUUAUUUAUUUGGUCUGUAUGUGGUAUAUAUGUGAUGUGAUAUAUAUAUAUAUACACACACACACACACACACACACACACACACAUACAUACAUACAUACAUACAUACAUGUGGGUAUAUAUAUGUGUGUGUGGUGCAUAUAUGUAUAUAUGUGGUAUGUAUGUAUGUGGUAUAUAUGUAUCCAUGUAUACUUCAUGUGCUUUGAUCCCGCCACUUGGGAAGCAGAGGCAGGUAGAUCUCUAUGAGUUCAAAACCAGUCGGAUCUACAUAGUGAGAUCCUGUCUCAAAAUAAAAUAAGGUUUAGAAACUGGGGAGUGGGGGGGUUGUUCAGUAGUUAAAAUGCUUGCAAAGGACCUUAGUGUAUGGCAAAGACCAGAGCUGUUGGACACUGAGUGUCUACCUCCAUUUCUCUCCAUCUUGUUUUCUGAGAUAGGGUUCCUCAUUUAACCUGGAGCUCACCAAUUCAGCUGGCCAUUAAACUCCAGGGAUCCCUGUCCCUCCUCCCCAGUGGCUGGAACUACAGAUGCACACUGCAAUGUCUAGCUUUUUAUUUGAGCACUGAGGAUCCGAAUUGAGAUCCUUACACUUGUGUGCCAGGGACUUUCCAACUGAGCUGUCUUCAGUGUUCCUGCAAAUAGCCCUCAAGUGUCUGUUCAGCACUAGAAGGGCAUUUGGGUGGCUCCAGUUUGGGACUAUGAAGAAAGAGUUCUAAGGCUGGGCAUCAUGAUGCUUUUAUCUCAGGACUUGGGAGGCAGACGCAGAUGGAUCUCUAUGAGUUCAGCCGGUCUACACAGGGAGCUCCCGUCUCAAAAUAAAAUAAAGUUUAGGGACUGGGGUUGUGUUCAGUAGGUAAAAUGUUUGCAAGGGACCUUAGUUUGGUCCUCACAACAUGAGUUUAAAACAAAUCUGAACAGAACAGAACAAGUAAGCAGAAAGCCCGUGCCAGCACAGUAGUGUCCCCUUGUAAUGCUAGUGUGGGAAGAUGGAGCGAGGAGGGUUCCUGUUACAUGAUGGCCAGGCAGCCCCACUUCAGUAAGCUUCAGGCUAGUGAGAGACCCUCCCUUAAAGAAGAUGGACUGUGUUCCUAAGGUUGUUCUCUGGCCUUCACACACAUAGGCACCCUCCCCCUAUACAUACAUGAGCAUUUGUAUACAUGUGCACAUGAAAAAGAGUAAAGGUUGUAAAUAUACAUGUGUGAGCGCUUGAGCACAUGCGCACGUGCACACACACACACAUUUGAUGAAAUUUUUUUUCAUCUUCAGACAUUUUUAAGGGCAUAAUUCAAGAGUAUAUAGGCAUGUGUGACCAGCUUUCCCAUUGACCACCAGCUGACUCAUUGAUUACAUUGUUUAGUUAGUUCAGUGAUUCAGUGAUAGAGUCACCUUAUAAUCAUCGUGAACUGAGAUUACACACUUACUUAAGACCGUUAGUACAAUGUCCAGUAGCUUUGCAAAGCAGUUGGGUUGUCAGUUUAACUUUAGAAGAUAGAUCCUUGAUUGUUCUUUUUUCGUUGUUUUGUUACAUGUUUAUGGGUGUUUUGUCUGCAUGUAUAUCUGUGUCUCAGGGUUUCCAUUACAGUGCAGAGACACCAUGAUCAAGGUAAUUCUUAUAUGGAUAACAUUUAAUUGAGGCUGCCUUACAGGUUCAGAGGUUCAGUCCAUUAUCAUCAAGGCAGGAGUAUGGCAGUGUCCAGGCAGGCAUGGUGCAGGCAGAGCUGAGAAUUCUACAUCUUGUUCUGAAGGCAAACAGGAGAAGACUAGCUUCCAGGCAGCUAGAACUAGGAUGAGGUCUUAAAGCCCAUGCCUACACUGACAAACUUCUCCAACAGGGCCAUACUUCCUAAUAGUGCCACUCUCUGGGCCAAGCAUAUUCAAACCACCACAAUCUACCUGGCACCAAUGGAGGUUAGAAGAGGGCUAGGAUCUGAACUCAGGUCUUCUUCAAGGGCAACAGGUGCUCUUAACUGCUGAGCCAUCUUUCCAGUCCUCUUCCUCUCCCACUCCCUCUCCCACAUAUCUCUCUGUACGUCAACUCAUUGUGUUGUCCUAGUUGGACUGGAACUCACUGUGGAGACCUAGCUGACCUCAAAUUCAGAGAUCUGCCUACCUCUUCAUCCCAAGUGCUGGGUUUAAUGGACAGGGUCGUUAUACCUGGCUAUUUUAAUUUUUGUGUGUGUGGGGAGGGGCAAUAAUAGGGUCUCACUAUUUAGCCCAGGUUAGCCUUCUAAAGCUUCCAAGUUGCUGGGAUUAGUAUGCCACUAUGCUGGCUGCUUCUCUAGACUUGAUGACUAUAAGUAUUUACUGGAUGAGUGUUUGCUGAAUACUUUCUAUGCGUAAGGCCCUGUGCUGUGUCAAGAGAGUGAAAGCUCUCACUGCACAUGCAAGCAGACUUGAUUAAUGAAAUGACCAUGUAAAUAUAAAAGAAGUAGUAAGUAUAAAAGAAGGCCCUAGGAGUAUGGGCACUAUAAACUUCAUAUGCCCUCUAUCCCCUGGUGUUGGAAAGGAACUACCAGAAAACUGGGGCUGGACUUUUCAAGCCUGAAAGAGUGUGAUUUAACUAUUAGGCAAACAAGAUGGAAGGCAGGCCAAGCCAACAGUAUAUAAUGUGGCAGACAUUGUUUUGGACCUGAACCUUUAUCCUAAGAUUUAUGGGUAACCUUCAAAAGGCAGCAGUAACCCAGUCAGAUUUGAGAACACUUUGUAGGUUUCAGAAUCAAAAUAAGAUUGGGAAAGUACCCAUGGAGUCCCCAAACCAGUAUUACGUAUUCUCAGCUUUAUUUUAUUUUUGACAGUGCUUACUAUGCAGCCUAGCCUGGCCUUAAGCAAGUGGCUCUAUCAGGUUAGAGAGCCUCCUGUCCCUACCUCUUGAGUGCUGGCGUUAUAGGUGUUGACGACACUUUACACAGGGCAUGGCAGUUGCUUGGAGUAUUUAUUGGAAAACUGAGCUUGUGUACUUUCCCAGCAAGGCCCAUGUGUCCCCAACUGCCAGAACAAAUACUGCAGACAGGUGACUCAGCACUGCAGAUGCUUCUCUCUCUGCCCUGGAGGCUGCUGGGUGUCACUGCACUGAAGUCAAAGUGUGGGCUGGGCUGGGCUGCCUCUGUAAGGGAAGUGUCUAACCUUGCUUGUUCCCAGUGGCCACUGGCAUUGCUUGGCUUGGUGCUGGUCAUUGCCAUCUUUAAUGUCAGCAUCUUGGUCACUCCCCUCUGACAUCAGAGGACCGUAUCCUCUGCAUGUGGGUGGAAAUUUCUGUGAACUUGUCAAUAAUGAAAAAGUGACGUUUUAAAAUGAGUUAGAAGGGGCUGGAGAGAUGGCUCAGCCGUUAAAGGCUAGGCUCACAACCAAAUACAUAAAAUGAGUUAGAAGGCCUGGUAUGGUGGCACACACCUGUAAUCCCAGCACUUAGGGUGCUGAGACCUGAGGAUCUUGAGCAACACAGUAGAAUCCUAUUUCAAAGAAGAGUUAGAAAUUGCAGAGUCGAGCCCUCUGCAGGGAAGACUGUGGGUGACUGCCAGCAGUGGCUCCAAAAGGUCCGCAGUAGUGAGUAGCUGGCCUCUCCUCCCAGAGUUUCCUCCUCAGUCUCUGCUCUAGGACAGUAAGAGACAACAUCACACAUUACCUUUAAGCUCUAUUAGGAAGAGGGAAUAAAAACUGCUCAAUUAAGAACAGGGAGAAAUAGGCAGAGGCAGGCAGAUCUCUUGAGUUUGAGGCCAGGUUGGUCUACAGAGUGAGUUCUAGGACAGCCAGAGCUACACAGAGAAACUGUCUCAAAAAGAAGAAAAAAAAAAGAAAAGAAAAAGAAAUAGGGAGAAAAAAGUAAUUUCCAUCUAUUAGUUGUUUCUUAAAUUGGCUAUUUUAUGACUUGUCCAUCUGGCAAAUUGGUUGUUCGUGAAAUCUACCUGCUUUCCAAGAAGCAACACUCAGGGCCCAGUCUGUUGUCACUGUGCCCGUACAACACUUAUUCCACAAGCUAAAGAUGGGGCCAUUGUCUUUCAGAAGCUAGGACUGAGCAGAGCUCAGGCUGGGACUGGGGGAGAAGAGGAAGAAAAACAGUGGGUGAAAAUCCCUUACCUUGAGCCCUACCUCAGUGGAACCCAGAUGUGGGCCAGUAACUGAGUCUCUGUACUGCCAGAGCCACCCCAGCAGCUGAUCAAGUGCUACUCACAGGACUGAGCUUGCAGGACAAGCAGCUUGAGCACCAGACAGGAUUUAAUACAUUAGAGCCAAAGCGUUUAUUGAGUUACUUUGUGGGCUGCUCAUGCAGCUAAGUGUGCAUUGGUAUGCACACAGUGUUCUACAUGGACUGUUAGCCAUUGUUUUAGCAUUGUCGUUAAUACUAUAACUUUAUUGUGUAACCACCAACCUUACCUGGCACACACAUAUUUUCCUUCCAUUUACUGGAGAGCUCUGACUUAGUAAUGAAAGCAUGUCCCUUCUUCUGGAGACCUCUGGGUGUUUUGUUUUGGUGGGGAGUACCCAAAACAGUUCUUGCUUUCUUGUAAUUUCAAAAUUAGAAGGCUUUGGAAGGUAGAGGCAGGAUGAUAAGGGCUCAGAGUCAGCCUCAGCUGUAUGUGGAGGAGUUCAAGGUAACCCUGGACUAUAUGAGACCCUGUCUCAAAAACAAAACAAAACAAAAAACCAAAAGCUCCUUCUGGCUACUCACAUCUAUAGAAUAUCUCUCAGGGUCAAUAUAGCUAGCUGACACCUCAUUCUUCUGUCUCCUGAAAACCUCCCAGAUUAUCUGAGCAAGUUAGACUGCUGGGGAAGCCCUGUGAGUUUAGAAAAUUAAUGUUUCAGGGCUGGAGAGAUGGCUCAGUGGUUAAGAGCACUGACUAUUCUUCCAGAGGUCCUGAGUUCAAUUCCCACCAACUAUGUGAUGGCUCACAACCAUGUGUAAUGGUUGUGUCCUCUUCUGGUGUAUCUGAAGACAGCUACAUAUUCAUAUACAUAAAUAAAUAAAUAAAUAAAUAAAUAAAUCUUUUUUUAAAUGAAUGUUUCAAAGAUAGUAGCUGUUUUGGUUGAAAGAAAAGCCCAAUGAUAAAUAUUGAAGAGGCUGGGCAUGAUAGAUAGUACACACCUAUAUCCCAAGGCUGAGGCAAGAAUUCAGGGCUAGCCUGGGCUACAUGCAAGUUCCUAGAUACCAAGGGUUAUAUAUGGUAAGACCUUGGGACAGAGGGGAGAAUGAGAGAAAAGGAACAGAGGCUAAUAAAUUUGUACCUAGCAAUACCACAGAUUAUGUUUCUUAAGAGAUAGGUUAUAGGGUGGGAAUAUAUGGCUCAGUGGUAAAGUGUUUGCCUUAGCAUGGGCAAGGCCCCUGGGGUCAAUCUCCAGCAUUGAAAAAAAAAAAAAAGCAAGGAUAAGAAAUUGCGUGUAUCCUCUUAAAAAAUAAUGUUCUUGGGGCUGAAGUAAUGCUCAACUGUUAACUGUAUAUGCCGUUCUCUCAGAGGACCUAGAUUCAGUUCCCAAGCACCCACAUCAGGUGGUUCACAACUCCCUGUAAUUCUAGCUUCAGGAGGGUCCAAGACCUCCAAAACCACAGGCACUCAUAAAUAUUUGCCUCCCUCAAAUCAUUAAACUAUUACUAGCUUAGUACUGAGUGCCUCCGUGAUUCACUACUUUCCCUGACAACACAGCACUAGUUGUCAACAUGGCCUGCGGUCCCAGACAGCCCAUUUCUUUCUCAGUACCCCUGUGGGAGCCAGCACUGAAGGCAAUGAACAGACGCUACUGUACUGUAGAGGCGACGGAUCCAGCUGUGGGUAGACAGUCAUCUGUGGUCUGACAUCUAACUACUGGAAGUUACGUAUCAAAAACUGUUUUCUCUCCACAAAGGUUCAACAAAAUCUACAGCAAUCCAGUCAAUAAUCAUAGGUAAAAGCAAGGCCGGGAUUGUAAGAGGACUGGAAGCUAAACCCAGUCAGCUUCUGAAGACACUUGUGGAACUGGAGCCUGGCCACAGUGAAGCCAGGCUUCUGUAAGCGCUGAGGGGAGGUUGUGAGACCUUAGUUUAAAUGUCACAGUUAUCUGGGUGGUGGCUCUAAUGAGAAGCCUUCAGAGUUAAGUACAUUGCAGGCUGAAUAGAGGUUAUCUUGGAACCUGACUGGAAGCUCCCAAGCUCCUGGGAAGUAAGCUGCCACCUAUUUGUUCCCAAGGCCCUCCAGCUGAGGGGAAACCUGGAAAGGGUAAACAGCCACGGAUUGCUGUAGAAGCAGAAAGCUGGCUUUGGUUAUGUGAACCUGUUGGUGUUUUCUGAUCAGUUCCAUAACAAAUAGUAAUGAGCAGAACAGUACAGAUAGCAUAACCACCCAGUGAGCCCGGCAGUCAGGACAGUUACCACGGGAGGGACACAGAAUAUGAAUGAGACUGUCUGCAGGGCCUCAUUGCUGAGAUCUGACGACUGCAGUGGUUCUUCCAAGGCAUAAACUGAUCUUGUUGGAAAGAAAAGUUCUCUCUAUUGAGAGCCCUUCCUGUGUUUGGAUCACAGAGGACUGAGGGCUGGGAGGACAGUUGCCUGCACCAGAAUCACCAUGAAAAUGCCUCUGGAUUCUUCCUGAUUAUUUAGCAGGAAGGCAAGAAAGCAGAGAUAAGGCAUCAUGUGCUUGAUGUGAACAGAACAGAGAACAUGGGGUUGGGGGGGUGGCCUAGAAUACUACAGGGAGAGUUGGUUCUGUUUGUUGCCUUUUAAACCUGUGGAAUAUAGCACACGCAUACAGACAGACAGACACACACAAACACAUAUGUAAACAUGAAUAAAUCAGCAGUGCAUAACAGUUAAGCAAACAUAUCUAGCCACUACCCAGGUGAAACUCUGAACUAUCGUUAGCCCCCAGAACAUUCCUUCCAUUUAGAACACCUUCCCCCUUGGAGUGAACCUGUCUUGUGCAGUGCAUGAUUGAGCUUGGUUUUACAUGCUUUGGGACAGGAGGUUUUAUUUCGGUAUCGUUACAUUGUUUUCCAUCUGCUGCAGGUGGCUGUAGUUUUUCUUCAAUUACUGUGUAAUAUUCUAAAGUGGGUACAUUUGCUUAUUUUUGUUUCCAGUGUUUUGUAGCUUAUCCUGCUAUAUGCAUAGAAUGGUUAAGUCAUGGGGUGUGUUUUCCUAAGAAAUGACUUCUUGCAGUGACUCGGGACUGCUCCUUUUGGUCCUCCUAUGUGUAGUUAAUGGAGCCUCACUGGUGAGUGGAUAAGAACACUAACUCAUUGUGACCUUCUUUACUGAGCUUCCCUCAGAGCGCCAGAUUGAGCUCUUUCCUGUGUUGAUUGCUAUUUUUUUAUUUCCUCCUGUGAAGUUUCUGUUCUGCAAAUUGUUUUACUUUAUUUGAGUGCACUGUUAUCCACUCACCUAUGACUGUCUGGGACUGCUGUGCAGGGGAUACAGACUAGAACAGCCCUUCCCACUGGAGAGCCCCAGGGAGCACCGAAGGCUACCAACAGGAAGGACAUGGUUGGGAGUGACUUUUGAGCUGUCCCUCUUGCCCAGACUGCUGCAUGUUGGGGCUCCUACUUACACUGUGUGCUGAGUGCUGACAUUGUAGCACACACUAGAUGCCCAGACUGCUGCAUAUUGGGGCUCCUACCUGUGCUGGGUGCUGACACUGGUACAAACACACCAGGUACACAGGGAUGUGGAAGUGGAAUUCCUCCAAAGUCUUAAAAAAAAAAAAAAAGGAAGAAAAAACGAGAGGACAAAGAGCAGAAUGUGCGAAGAAGGUCGGGAGGGAAGGAAUUUUAUUUACAAAAAGGUAUGAAUUUGGGUAGAUGAAGGACAGGCUAGUGGGGACAGGGCAUUGGCCAAUGGUCACUCUAGGAAGAGACAGACUUGAAAAAUCUCAAAAACAGUACUGAUUAAACACGGAAAAGGAACUUCCUCACAGGGCAGUGAGGGCGCUGUUGAGUGCCCGAGUGACGCUUUCCAAAAUACCGUGAACAAAAAUAAGCUCGUCGGUAAAAUAGAUUGCAUCCAAGCUCUCAGAUAACUCGUGUAGCGCCCUGCUAGCGAAGGACUGGUGAGGAACGCUGUGGGUCUAGACUACCGCGGCCCAGCUCUUCUGGUGGGCGGGAUGUGCUCGGCUACCGGGAGCAAACCCCUCCCCCCGCCCAACUGUUGGGCGGGGAAGCCUUUCAAGGAAACGAAAGUGAACUCUGGGGAGCCAGCCAUCUUACGCCCCAGGUGCGGGCCUUGCCGGCGGAGCUAUGUCUCAGGGGUUCAGGGGACCCACAGGGGUGUUCCCUCACCAGACACAGCCCUGCUUGGACCCUAGCUAUGAGCACAGCAAGUGGAGAUACCUGCAGCCACGUGGGUCGGAGUCUUACCUUAGGAGUUUCCAGCUCCAGCAGAUAGAGUUUCUCAAAGGGCGGCUCCCAGAAGCACCCUUGAUUGGAGCACAGACCCAGUCACUACCGACAUUCCUCCCAGGACACUGGCCAAGGUUCCCAGGGCCACCUGCCCAAGGAAAACAACCGGAAAUCUGGGGGUUUCCCAGGAGUGUGACUCUCAGAAAUCAGGGGUUCCAUAUAGGACCCCCACUUCCUCCUCCACACAGCAGGGGUCCGCCAUGGAGAGGUGCUGAAGGUCUUUGCUCACACUUCCAGGAGCUGAGCAUCAGUCAGAAUCCAGAGCAGAAGGUCCUAAACCGCCUGGAAGAGCUUGGUGAGGGGAAGGCCACCACUGCCUACGCGCUAGCCAGAGAGCUCAGGACCCCCAAAAAGGACAUCAAUCGUAUAUUGUACUCCUUAGAAAGGAAGGGAAAGCUGCAUAGAGGAGUGGGGAAGCCUCCUUUGUGGAGCCUUGUGCCCUUAAGUCAGGCUUGCACUCAGCCCCCUAGAGCUGUGAAUUCAGACAAGGAAGUCCCUCGAGGAGAGCCCGAUUUGGACAGUGAGGACGGAGACCCUGCCUCUGACUUAGAAGGACCUUCUGAGCUUCUUGAUAUGGCUGAAAUUAAGGAGAAAAUCUGUGACUAUCUGUUCAAUGUGUCAAAGUCCUCUGCCCUGAACCUGGCUAAGAACAUUGGCCUCGCCAAGGCCCGAGAUGUGAAUGCAGUGUUGAUUGACUUAGAAAGGCAAGGCGAUGUCUACAGGGAAGGGGCCACUCCUCCCAUCUGGUACUUGACGGACAAGAAGCGUGAGAGGCUGCAGAUGAAGAGAAGUACACACAGUGGUCCUGCAGCUACCCCAGCAGCUGUCUCAGAAGCCACUCAAAGCACCUCAUUCCCUACCUGCCACCCACCCCAAUCAGGUGGCUCAAGCAGCAUGGCAACCUCCAAAAGAGUGGAAAACGGGCAGGAGCCUGUGACAAAGUAUGAAAGUAGGCACGAGGCCCGACCAGGACCAGUACGACUGCGGCCUCAUGCUUAUCACAACGGCCCCUCUAGAGCAGGGUAUGUUGCCUCUGAAAAUGGCCCGUGGGCCACAGAUGACAUCCCAGAUAACUUGAAUAGUAUCCACACAGCACCAGGUGAGUUUCGAGCCAUCAUGGAGAUGCCCUCCUUCUACAGCCCUACCUUGCCACGGUGUUCACCCUACAAGAAGCUAACUGAGUGCCAGCUGAAGAACCCUGUCAGCGGGUUGUUAGAGUAUGCUCAGUUCACUAGUCAGACCUGUGAUUUCAACCUGAUAGAGCAGAGUGGACCGUCCCAUGAACCUCGAUUUAAAUUCCAGGUUGUCAUCAAUGGUCGAGAGUUUCCCCCAGCUGAGGCUGGCAGCAAGAAAGUUGCUAAGCAGGACGCAGCAGUGAAAGCCAUGGCGAUUCUGCUUCGGGAAGCCAAAGCCAAAGACAGUGGACAGCCAGAAGAAUUGUCCAACUGUCCCAUGGAGGAAGACCCAGAGAAGCCAGCAGAGUCCCAGCCCCCCAGCUCCUCAGCAACAUCCUUGUUCUCUGGGAAGAGCCCAGUUACUACACUGCUUGAGUGUAUGCACAAGCUAGGGAACUCCUGUGAAUUUCGUCUCCUGUCCAAAGAAGGCCCUGCUCAUGACCCCAAGUUCCAGUACUGUGUGGCAGUAGGAGCCCAGACUUUCCCCUCUGUGAGUGCCCCCAGCAAGAAAGUAGCAAAGCAGAUGGCCGCAGAGGAAGCCAUGAAAGCUCUGCAAGAGGAGGCGGCCAAUUCCGCUGAUGACCAGUCUGGAGGUGCGAACACAGACUCACUUGAUGAAUCUGUGGCUCCCAACAAGAUCCGGAGGAUCGGUGAGCUCGUAAGGUACCUGAACACCAACCCUGUGGGUGGCUUGUUGGAGUACGCCCGCUCUCAUGGCUUUGCUGCUGAGUUCAAGCUCAUUGACCAGUCUGGACCUCCUCAUGAACCCAAGUUUGUUUACCAAGCAAAAGUUGGGGGCCGCUGGUUUCCAGCCGUGUGUGCACACAGCAAGAAACAGGGCAAGCAAGACGCAGCGGAUGCAGCCCUUCGUGUCUUGAUCGGGGAGAGCGAGAAGGCAGAGCAGUUGGGUUUCGCAGAGCUUCCUCUCACUGGUAGCACCUUCCACGACCAGAUAGCUAUGCUGAGCCACAGAUGCUUCAACGCUCUGACCAACAGUUUCCAGCCCUCCCUGCUCGGCCGCAAGAUCCUGGCUGCUAUUAUUAUGAAGAGAGAUCCUGAGGACAUGGGUGUUGUUGUCAGUUUGGGGACUGGGAAUCGCUGUGUGAAAGGGGACUCUCUCAGCCUGAAAGGAGAGACUGUCAAUGACUGCCAUGCUGAAAUCAUCUCCCGGAGAGGCUUCAUCAGGUUUCUCUACAGUGAGCUGAUGAAGUACAACCACCACACUGCCAAGAACAGCAUAUUCGAGCUGGCCAGGGGAGGAGAGAAGCUCCAGAUAAAAAAGACGGUUUCUUUUCACCUCUACAUCAGCACGGCACCAUGUGGAGAUGGAGCCCUCUUUGACAAAUCCUGCAGUGACCGUGCUGUGGAAAGCACAGAGUCCCGCCAUUACCCUGUCUUUGAAAAUCCCAAGCAAGGCAAGCUUCGCACCAAGGUGGAGAAUGGGGAAGGCACAAUUCCUGUGGAGUCCAGUGACAUUGUACCCACGUGGGAUGGCAUCCGGCUUGGGGAAAGACUCCGUACCAUGUCCUGUAGUGACAAAAUCCUACGCUGGAAUGUGCUAGGCCUGCAAGGGGCGCUGUUGACACACUUCCUACAGCCUGUGUACCUGAAAUCUGUGACAUUAGGUUACCUUUUCAGCCAAGGGCAUCUGACCCGUGCUAUUUGCUGCCGUGUGACCAGAGAUGGGAAUGCAUUUGAGGAUGGACUACGUUAUCCCUUUAUUGUCAACCACCCCAAGGUCGGCCGAGUCAGUGUGUAUGAUUCCAAAAGGCAGUCCGGAAAGACCAAAGAGACAAGCGUCAACUGGUGCUUGGCUGAUGGCUAUGACCUGGAGAUCCUGGAUGGCACCAGGGGCACCGUGGAUGGACCAGGGAAAGAGUUGUCGCGGGUGUCUAAGAAGAAUAUUUUCCUUCAGUUUAAGAAGCUCUGCUCCUUCCGAGCCCGCAGAGAUUUGCUGCAGCUCUCCUAUGGGGAGGCCAAGAAAGCUGCCCGUGACUACGACUUAGCCAAGAACUACUUCAAGAAAAGCCUGAGGGACAUGGGCUAUGGGAAUUGGAUCAGCAAACCCCAGGAGGAAAAGAACUUUUAUCUCUGUCCAGUGCCCAAUGACUGAUAGUGGGGUGUGUUCCCAUGGGGUCAGAGGGAGGUCAUAGCAUUCCUCAUCACAUUGGGCCAGAGUUUAGGGGCCUUUUUUAACCCCCUCCCCCCCAUUUUUUAAUGGAGAAACCAUAAUAGAUGGUAAAGACCUUUGGUUCCCAUUAAUCCUGCUUGCUUUGGGAUUUCGAGGUGGGGUCUGGCCAAGUUCCCACCUCCCUUUUCCCAAGGGAAGAGGCCGAGAUUAAAGGAAGAGGAAGCACUACCAUUCCACAUGUAGCAUAGACAGUUCUUGAUCACAUGGAGCCUGGGCCCCUUGGGCUUAGUUCUGUGGAGUUUUUCUCAUCUCCUUUUCCUUUGCUUCACUGGCCUCUUGUGGGUUUGAUCCCAUCCCCAUCAGUUCUCUGUAAAUCAUGUCAGGGACUUAAUGAUGUCACCUGUAGAUGUGCAGGUCCCCGUUCUGUCCCCCUUCCUCCUAGGAUGCCUUCCUGUGAGGUUUCUGCUUACCCACCCCAGAGGAUAGAUAGAGGCAAACAAAGGAUGGGUGAACUGUUUACAAGGGCAGGAGUCGAAAAGUGUGUCAGGGGUUGUAGGGCAACAGGAAUGUGGUAAGAUGUGGUUGGACAGGCAAACCCUACCUAGUAAUGGGCCGUGCUGGCCCGCCAAGGCAGUUCCCCUCCUGGGCAGCUGGGAAGUUGGAAGUCAGCCAUGGGACUGAGGAAGGUGCCCAAGCCGAGCAAGACCCAGCAGGGGCCCACAAAGCACUGACCAGAGUGCAUCACCACUCCUCGGAAUGUAGCUACACCGCCAUCCGUCCUCCAUGGAGCAUCCCCAGAAGCUGGCUCUGUCCCCCGUGGGUAUGGGGACACAGGCCCCAGGGACUGGUGAAAGCCAAGGACAAGUCCUGGAGGGCAGAUUAUCUUUGUCCAGACGGAGCAAAAGUAAAUGCAAAACGUCAACGUUGGUCCGUUGGGGUUCUUCUCAUGCACAGAUACAGCAGAAGUUGACAAAGCCUUGUAUAAAAUUGUUUCUAAAAAGCCAGAGGUGUUGAUUCUGAACUGCAUCGCAGACUUGAGAUGCAAAUAUAUUUUUCCAUUAGUGAAUGUACUUCAUUAUAUCAGAUAGCUUCAGAAGCUGGUUCACAGGCAGGGCACAAGGCCUGGAAUCUUCUAUCCUGCUCCUUUGAGAAUCUUCAUAUACAUAAAAGUGUUGUAGAUGGCAGGGCAGGCUAGCCUCCCACCCUGGGGUGGGCUUCUUUGACUCCUCCCCCUCUGACAGUGAUUUGUGGCUAUGUGGGAGCCUUAGUCUUUGUAGAGUCUGACUCUAGCCUCAAAUCAACCAGACAGUUCGACCCUGCUCCAUUCUGCCCCUCCAGGACCGAGCCCACCUCUUUCCUCUGAAUGCUGCGGCUCCCUCUGGAGACAGCUGCCAGUGUGCUCAGCAGCUUCCUGCACUCCCUUGCUUACGCCUCAGUGUUGCCUGGCUCCCCCACCCUCCGGCCCACUGCCAACAGCAAACAUCACAUUCACACUAAGUCUAAUGACUACUGCCUACUCAACCCAUGAUCAAAUCUGGAUCCCACAGGAACUUAGGACUUAACAAUAUACUGGGGAUGUCUGCACAGCACCAAAUCAUCCUGCAGAACUGCUGGUGUCUGCAGAAGCGAGAGCAGCACCAUGCUUGUGUCAGCUGGAGGCAUGUUACCUUCUGGCACCCGCAUCUGAAGCAGAACCACUGUGGCCCCAAGCCUGGCAGGAAGCUUUAGAUCUGGGGUCUAAAGGCCAGAGACGUUCCCUUUGAUUCCUAGGGUUCCUCUGGUCCUUUCUGGGUAUUCACACAGACCCCUAUCUAGAAAACUUGUGGUUCUGGGUUCCUGUGGGUGGAGGAGAGCAAGGUAUCCCUGUGCUGUGUGUGCUUGCUGAAGCGAGCCACUGGUAUCUGCAUCCCACCCCACCCCUGCCUCCAGUCCUGCUGGCCAAGGGCAGAGCUCCCACUGUGUUUCCUUCACCUUUUUGUGUGAUCUUUAAAAAGCAGGGCCUCCCUCCACAACGUCUCUUAAUAAUUUCUGUAGUUGAUUUGUCUGAACUGUGGCUGUCUUGCAUUCUUUGAAUAAUCACGUUUAAGAAUUGUCAAUGCUUGAAACUAUUUCCUGUACUCAAGUUGAAGGGACUUUGUUGGCCUAGUAGGGCAGUGGCCAGGCAUAGCCUCCGCGCUGUGAUGGAUGCAGUCCCUUCUUGUGUCCCUAUACAAGUGACAGUAUACAUUCCUCAGAAUAAAAACGCUGAAGCAUCA